GUCUAGCUAACUUCAACAGCGUCGACAUGAAAAAAAAAACAACCAUAAAACGCUGGUUUACCUUCUUGUGGUAGCAGCACUGGGAGAAGAACUCCGGAACAGAAAGCCUCCUUGUGAGCAAAGUUAGAGGACUUAUUAAGCAUUUCUUGGUCACAGCAGCCGCCAUCGUGGUGUUGGAUGGAAUAAUAACAGUAGUAAAGUGGAGUGACGCAGUUAUAAAGAGGAAGAGCGGCUCGAGACGAGCUGGAGACACUACGUCACAGCAAAGGGGGCGUUGCCACAGUCUACUGCGCAUGUCGGGGGAUACUGUUCAAGAUGAGUGUGGAUUAUAUAGAGUACGAAGAUUACACCGCCAACAACGAGACGGAGACAAACUUCACCUCCUUUGGAACACUGCACGUCAGCAGUCCUCAGUCGUCUUUGACUUCUCUUCUGGUGGCUUUCAACAUUAUCAUAUGCACCGUCGGCCUGGCGGGAAACUCACUGGUGAUCUGGAUCUGCGGAUGGAAAAUGAAAAGAACUGUCAUCACUACUUGGUACAUCAGCCUGGCCAUCUCCAACCUGCUGUUUUGCGUCUUUCUGCCCCUGGAGGUGAUCUACAUGAUGACCUCGCAUUGGCCCUUUGGACUGGUGCUGUGUAAGCUCACGUCCGCCACUCUGUUUCUCAACAUGUACAGCAGCGUGUUUCUUUUGGUUCUGAUCAGCGCCGAUCGAUGCAUAGUGGCGUGCUUUCCCGUGUGGUCGCGUAAUCACCGCACGGUACAGAGGGCCUCUGUGGUCGUCGUCCUCACGUGGUUCCUUUCAGCGCUCCUCACCUUGCCAUCGCUGAUCUACAGGCGUACCACCCCGUAUGGAGCCGCCACACAGUGCGUCACGCGUUACGCAGAUGUACCCGUACACAAGGCGGUGGUGCUGACUCGCUUCACCUGCGGGUUCCUUAUCCCUUUUGUUGCAAUUGUGCUGUGCAGCUCGGUGCUCGGCGCAAAGUUGAGAGGCAUGAGCAUCAAGUCAACCAAGCCCUACAAGAUCAUGGCAGCGCUCAUCCUGUGUUUUUUUGUGUGCUGGGUUCCCUAUAACACAUUUGUCCUCCUGGAGGUAUACUUGAAGACCCUCAGCUUGGAGAGUCUUCACACUGGGAUGAAGGUAGGGGUGACUCUGGCAGCGGCCAACAGCUUCAUAUCUCCAAUUCUCUACAUCUUCAUUGGGAAUGACUUCAGUCAAAUCUUGAGGCACUCGCUGACACAGAGGUUGGAGUCGGUAAUGGCGGAAGAUUUUCGUACCGGAGGCCUCAGUUACUCGCAGGCUCAGUCGACACAAGCUGUUUGAUUGGACACAAAAAAAAACACGUCAUUCAUUGGAUGAUGUUGUGUUUCAUGGUAUGAUUGUGUUUCAGUUAUUUUGAACAUGCAUAAUUGUUACAUUGGAAUAUGUCACUACGAUGUUACAAUUCACAAUUCCAAGAAGCAAAUCUUAUGAAUUCUACUCCAUCUUCGUUUAACAUCACUUGCUAAUAUAUUUGUAUGACAAUGUGUUACAAUAGACUUCAGGUUUGUAAAUCAAUAUAAGUACUAAUUAUUUACAAUAUUUCUCAUUCUGACAAAAAUGUCACAUGGGCACUAGGCUUGGGAUGAUAAUAAAUUAAUGAAUUAAUACCACAAUAAAUUAACUUGAUAAUUUUGCUGGCCUCUAUAUAUUGCCAUGUUCAUCCAUGUCUGUUUUCUUCGUCUCUCGGCUCUAAACAGGCAGAAAGAAAGUUCACAAGAUUUCAGCACCUUCCGUGUGGGAUGGGCUGGUCAAACCUGUUCAAAAACUGCCCACCUCACAUCCCCCUUUAGUUUCUUUGAGCUACUGAAGACAAACCUCAAUUUAAAUACUACGGACCAUUUUCUCUAUUGCCACAAAUUUCCAAAAUCAUUAACAAGCUAUUGAACAAACAGGUUAGACAAUUUUAUAAAUAAAAAUCAAUUACUCACAGACAGCCGAUAUAUCUA
Molecule: messenger RNA, 1991 nt
Organism: Doryrhamphus excisus (bluestripe pipefish)
Lineage: Eukaryota; Metazoa; Chordata; Actinopteri; Syngnathiformes; Syngnathidae
Source: RefSeq, a predicted model, not a curated record